AAACCAUUCUUACAACAUGCCGGAGAAAAAUCGCCGUUUCAUGGAUCUCACGGCCACAUUCUUCACGGCCAUCGUGUUUCUCACAUCUCCGGUUAUAAUCAACGCCGCACGUUCUCAAGUCGAAAAGCUCAACGACGAUCCCAUUAAGUGCACACCUUGUAUCCAAAAUCCACCGCCACCACCUCCUCCUCCUCCUCCUUCUUGUCCCUCGCCGCCUCCACCAUCUCCGCCACCUCCGCCACCUCCUUCUUCACCACCGCCUCCAAAAAUGUCCUACUGCCCACCGCCACCAAAGCAGGAGGUCUACUUUUCGCCGCCGCCACCUCCCCCUACUUACGUAUACGCGUCUCCUCCACCGGGAGACUUGUACCCCGUUGACCAUGACUUCGGAGGAGCGGCUGCUGGAGAGAUGUUCACCACCGUUAAGCUGAUUGCGCUUCUAGUUAUCGGUUUCAUGGUUUAUUGAAAAUCAAGAGUGAUUCCUAGGAUUGUGGAAUAUCCCGAUUUUAUUGUUUUUAUUUAAUUUAAUUUUCGAACUUUACUCAAUUUUCAAAUGAAUAUUUGUUUCGUUUAACGUAAGGGGAAUGUUAUAGCU
Molecule: messenger RNA, 595 nt
Organism: Raphanus sativus (radish)
Lineage: Eukaryota; Viridiplantae; Streptophyta; Magnoliopsida; Brassicales; Brassicaceae
Product: leucine-rich repeat extensin-like protein 6
Exons: 1
Coding region: 17-466 (149 amino acids)
Source: RefSeq, a predicted model, not a curated record